AAGGCUUCUAAGAAUUAGGGUUUUCAUCUGUUCUAAAACCUUUAUAAAUCGAAACCCUAAGCGCCUCCCAUUCUCUUCUUGAUAGGCGAAAGUAAGAACACUUCACUAGAGGCAGAAACACCAUCACCGUCACCAUAAGCCGCCAUGGUGAAGUACUCAAGAGAGCCUGAAAAUCCUACUAAGUCAUGCAAGGCAAGGGGCUCUGACCUCAGAGUUCACUUCAAGAAUACAAGAGAGACAGCCUUUGCCUUGAGGAAGCUACCUUUGACAAAGGCUAAGAGGUAUUUGGAAGAUGUUAUGGCUCACAAGCAAGCUAUACCUUUCAGACGUUUCUGUGGUGGUGUUGGGCGUACUGCUCAAGCAAAAAACAGGCAUUCAAAUGGUCAAGGACGCUGGCCUGUAAAAUCUGCCAAGUUCAUUCUAGAUUUGCUCAAGAAUGCUGAGAGCAACGCUGAGGUUAAGGGUUUGGAUGUCGAUGCACUCUACAUUUCUCACAUCCAAGUGAAUCAGGCACAGAAGCAGAGGCGUCGAACUUAUCGCGCCCAUGGAAGAAUCAAUCCUUACAUGUCCAGCCCUUGCCACAUUGAGCUGAUUUUGGCUGAGAAAGAAGAAGCAGUGAGGAAGGAGCCUGAGACACAGCUUGCUACCAGCAACAAACCCAAGAAGUCUCAAGCUCUACGAUCUGGUGCUUCCUCUUAAGUAGGGAUAUCAUAAUUUACCAAUAGAAGGAGCACUAGGAAGUGUUUGUGUUUUUGUUGUUUGGAAAGAAUUUUGUUGCUUUUCAAUUUAGAAUGAGCUACUUAGAUGAAUUGAACAGCUUGUUUGUUUAUUUUGACCUAUGUUUAGUUAAUUGCUCUAUGAGAUUUUUGUCGAAGAAUUUAUUUGAGAGCUCAUCUUUUCCCGAGUUUUAUAUGAUAUGAUUGUAUGAAGAAUCACUGUGUUUGGUAAUGGAAUGUGUUUCCAGCUUC
Ricinus communis (castor bean) is the source of this 968-nucleotide messenger RNA. RefSeq names its product 60S ribosomal protein L17-2. Gene Ontology annotation, molecular function: structural constituent of ribosome. Bases 145 to 699 code for a protein of 184 amino acids. Gene Ontology annotation, cellular component: cytosolic large ribosomal subunit; ribosome. The record is from RefSeq and is a predicted model, not a curated record. NCBI's taxonomy places the organism in Eukaryota, Viridiplantae, Streptophyta, Magnoliopsida, Malpighiales, Euphorbiaceae. Gene Ontology annotation, biological process: cytoplasmic translation. The transcript has 7 exons.